Molecule: messenger RNA, 755 nt
Organism: Euleptes europaea (tarantolino)
Lineage: Eukaryota; Metazoa; Chordata; Lepidosauria; Squamata; Sphaerodactylidae
Gene: PRXL2C
Product: peroxiredoxin like 2C
Exons: 6
Coding region: 1-681 (226 amino acids)
Source: RefSeq, a predicted model, not a curated record
AUGGCCUAUCCUCCCGGGGAGACGCCGCCCGUCACGCGGCAAAUCAGCCGGCCGCGCGCCUGGCAGGACGCGGGAGGCGAGCCCGUGCGGCUGCGAGACGCCUCCUCGCGCCUGGUGGUGGACGCAGCUGGGGAGGGGCUGCCUUUCGGAGCCCUCUGGCAGCAGCAAAAGACGGUCGUGGUGUUCGUGCGGCAUUUCUUGUGUUAUGCCUGUAAGGAAUAUGUGGAGGAUCUGGGGAAAAUUCCCAAAGAAUUUUUACAAGAUGCAAAUGUAAGACUUGUAGUUAUUGGACAAUCAUCACACCACCAUAUUAAGCCAUUUUGUAAUUUGACAGGUUAUCCCCAUGAAAUGUUUGUAGAUCCUGAGAGGAAGAUUUAUAGAACACUUGGCAUGAAAAGAGGGGAAGCAUUCAUCGCAUCAGUACAGAGUCCUCAUGUUAAAUCCAACCUGCUAUCAGGAAGCAUUAAGAGCAUGUGGAGAGCAAUGGCCAGUCCUGCAUUUGAUUUUCAAGGAGAUCCAGCUCAGCAGGGAGGGACUUUGAUUUUAGGUCCAGGUAAUGAAAUCCACUUUGUGCAUCUUGACAGGAAUAGGUUGGAUCAUGCUCCCAUUAAUGCAGUUUUGCAGCUUGCAGGAGUUCAAACAGUAGACUUUACAAACAGAUUUCAUAUUAUUGAUGUAUGACUUAUCAGAGCAAGAAUUUCGCGGAUGGUCAGCUAAACUUGAUAUACAGCAACGGUCUAUUUGUCAGAGAUAUA